Messenger RNA from Puma concolor (puma), 3594 nucleotides. The record is from RefSeq and is a predicted model, not a curated record. NCBI's taxonomy places the organism in Eukaryota, Metazoa, Chordata, Mammalia, Carnivora, Felidae.
AUGCCUGUUCGCAGGGGGCAUGUGGCACCACAAAACACAUUUUUGGGGACCAUCAUACGGAAAUUUGAAGGGCAAAAUAAAAAAUUUAUCAUUGCAAAUGCCAGAGUGCAAAACUGUGCCAUCAUCUACUGCAACGAUGGGUUCUGCGAGAUGACUGGUUUCUCCAGGCCAGAUGUCAUGCAAAAGCCGUGCACCUGUGACUUUCUCCAUGGGCCUGAGACCAAGAGACAUGAUAUUGCCCAAAUUGCCCAGGCAUUGCUGGGGUCAGAGGAGAGGAAAGUGGAGGUCACCUACUAUCACAAAAAUGGGUCCACUUUCAUUUGUAACACUCACAUAAUUCCAGUGAAAAACCAAGAGGGCGUGGCUAUGAUGUUCAUCAUUAAUUUUGAAUAUGUGACAGAUGAGGAAAACGCUGGCUCCCCAGAGAGGGUAAACCCAAUAUUACCAGUCAAAACUGUAAACCGGAAACUUUUUGGGUUCAAAUUCCCUGGUCUGAGAGUUCUCACUUACAGAAAGCAGUCCUUACCACAAGAAGACCCGGAUGUGGUAGUAAUUGACUCAUCUAAACACAGCGAUGAUUCAGUAGCCAUGAAGCACUUCAAGUCUCCUACAAAAGAGAGCUGCAGCCCUUCUGAAGCAGAUGAUACAAAAGCCUUGAUACAGCCCAGCAAAUGUUCCCCUUUGGUGAAUAUAUCGGGACCUCUUGACCAUUCCUCUCCCAAAAGGCAAUGGGACCGACUGUACCCUGACAUGCUGCAGUCAAGUUCCCAGCUGACUCAUUCCAGAUCGAAGGAAAGCAUUUGUAGUAUACGGAGGGCUUCUUCAGUUCAUGAUAUAGAAGGAUUCAGUGUCCACCCCAAGAACAUAUUUAGAGACCGACAUGCCAGUGAAGACAAUGGUCGCAAUGUCAAAGGGCCUUUUAAUCAUAUCAAGUCAAGCCUCCUGGGAUCCACGUCAGAUUCAAAUCUCAACAAAUACAGCACCAUUAACAAGAUUCCACAGCUCACUCUGAAUUUUUCAGAUGUCAAAACUGAAAAAAAGAAUGCAUCCCCUCCUUCUUCAGAUAAAACCAUUAUUGCACCCAAGGUUAAAGAUCGAACACACAACGUGACAGAGAAAGUCACCCAGGUUCUCUCUUUAGGAGCAGAUGUCCUGCCAGAAUAUAAACUCCAGACACCACGUAUCAACAAGUUUACAAUACUGCACUACAGCCCCUUCAAGGCAGUCUGGGACUGGCUUAUUCUGCUGUUGGUCAUAUAUACUGCUAUAUUCACGCCCUACUCUGCAGCCUUUCUCCUCAAUGACAGAGAAGAACAGAAAAGACGAGAAUGCGGCUACUCUUGUAGCCCUUUGAAUGUGGUGGACUUGAUUGUGGAUAUUAUGUUCAUCAUAGAUAUUCUAAUAAACUUCAGAACCACAUAUGUAAAUCAGAAUGAAGAAGUGGUAAGUGACCCGGCCAAAAUAGCAAUACAUUACUUCAAAGGCUGGUUCCUGAUCGACAUGGUGGCAGCAAUUCCUUUUGACUUGCUGAUUUUUGGAUCUGGUUCUGAUGAGACAACAACAUUAAUUGGUCUUUUGAAGACAGCUCGACUCCUUCGUCUGGUGAGAGUGGCCCGGAAGCUUGAUCGCUAUUCAGAAUAUGGCGCUGCUGUUCUAAUGCUCUUAAUGUGUAUAUUUGCCUUGAUUGCUCACUGGCUGGCUUGCAUUUGGUAUGCAAUUGGGAAUGUAGAAAGGCCCUACUUGACAGACAAAAUCGGAUGGUUGGAUUCCUUAGGACAACAAAUUGGGAAACGUUACAAUGACAGUGACUCAAGUUCUGGACCAUCCAUUAAAGACAAAUACGUCACAGCACUUUAUUUUACCUUCAGCAGCUUAACCAGUGUAGGAUUCGGGAAUGUGUCUCCUAACACCAAUUCGGAGAAAAUCUUUUCAAUCUGUGUCAUGUUGAUUGGCUCACUAAUGUAUGCAAGCAUUUUUGGAAAUGUAUCUGCAAUUAUCCAAAGACUAUACUCGGGAACUGCCAGGUACCACAUGCAGAUGCUUCGAGUAAAAGAGUUCAUUCGCUUUCACCAAAUCCCCAACCCUCUGAGGCAGCGGCUUGAAGAAUAUUUCCAGCAUGCAUGGACAUACACCAAUGGCAUUGACAUGAACAUGGUCCUAAAGGGUUUCCCAGAAUGUUUACAAGCUGAUAUUUGUCUACACCUCAACCAGACUUUGCUGCAAAACUGCAAAGCCUUUCGGGGGGCAAGUAAAGGUUGCCUUAGAGCUUUGGCAAUGAAGUUCAAGACCACCCAUGCACCUCCAGGAGACACCCUGGUUCACUGUGGGGAUGUUCUCACUGCACUUUAUUUCUUAUCCAGAGGCUCCAUCGAAAUCCUCAAAGAUGACAUUGUGGUAGCUAUUCUGGGGAAAAACGAUAUAUUUGGAGAAAUGGUUCAUCUUUAUGCCAAACCUGGAAAGUCUAAUGCAGAUGUAAGAGCUCUCACGUACUGUGACUUGCAUAAGAUCCAGAGAGAAGACUUGUUAGAGGUUUUGGAUAUGUAUCCUGAGUUUUCCGACCACUUUCUCACAAACUUAGAGUUGACUUUUAACCUAAGGCAUGAGAGUGCAAAGGCUGAUCUCUUACUACGAUCACAGUCUGUGAAUGAUUCUGAAGGAGACAACUGUAAGCUACGAAGAAGGAAAUUUUCAUUUGAUAGUGAAGGAGACAAAGGGAACAGUACAAAUGGUCCCGAAGACUCUGUAGAUACCAUAAGACAUUAUCAGAGUUCCAAGAAACACUUUGAAGAGAAAAAAAGCAGAUCUUCAUCUUUCAUCUCAUCCAUUGAUGAUGAACAAAAGCCUCUCUUCUCAGGAAUAGUAGAUUCUCCUCCAGGAAUAGGGAAAGCAGCUGGACUCCAUUUUGAAGAAACAGUCCCAACCUCAGGAAGAAUUCACAUAGAUAAAAGAAGUCACUCUUGCAAAGAUAUCGCUGACACCAGAAGCUGGGAGCAAGAAAAUGCGCAGACUCAGGCUGAUGAGUCUAGCCCCUCAGCACUUCAGCGAGCUGCCUGGGGGAUCUCUGAAACCGAAAGUGACCUCACUUACGGGGAAGUGGAGCAAAGAUUAGAUUUGCUUCAAGAACAACUUAACAGACUUGAAUCCCAAAUGACUGCUGACAUCCAGACCAUCUUACAGUUGCUGCAGAAACAAACCACUGUGGUUCCCCCCGCCUACAGUAUGGUAACUGCCGGAGCGGAGUAUCAGAGACCCAUUAUUCGCCUGAUGAGAUCCAGCCAUCCAGCAGCAUCCAUCAAGACUGAUCGAAGUUUCAGUCCUUCCUCACAAUGUCCUGAAUUUCUAGACCUUGAAAAAUCUAAACUUAAAUCCAAAGACUCCCUCUCAAGUGGGGUGCAUCUGAACACAGCUUCGGAAGACAACUUGACUUCACUUUUAAAACAAGACAGUGAUCUCUCUUUAGAGCUUCACCCGCGGCAAAGAAAAACUUACCUUCAUCCAAUUAGGCAUCCUUCUUUGACAGAUUCAUCCCUAAGCACUGUAGGAAUCUUGGGUCUUCAUAGGCAUGUUUCUGAUCCUGGUCUUCCGGGGAAAUAA